UGUUCACCAUGCGAAGAAAAAAAAAAAAAGAUUAAAUCAUUUCUAAACUUUCAUAUAUUAAAAAAAAAAAUUAUCAUCAUUUAUCACUGGUAACUAGAAAACUACCCGAACCCCCCAAAAAUCUUUAAUUGAACAAAAAAAGAAAAAAAGAAAAAAAAAUUCUACUUGUAAUCCAGCCAAUAUCCAACUCAUCCCUUUCUCAUUGUCGGCAAUUUCUCCCUCCUCUUUAUCUCCCCCUCUUCCCCCCCCCCCUCCCCUUUUCUCCGGCCGAUCAAUUCCCUUCUCCGAUCUCCCUUCCGAUCGGACUCCGACCCAUUUUCCACAUCGGAUCCGGGUCAACCCAGAUGGCAGCAUCACGUCGGCUCCGAGAUCUCCAAUCUCAACCCGGUAACAAAAUCUGCGUCGAUUGUUCCCAAAAGAAUCCCCAAUGGGCUUCAGUUUCUUACGGCGUUUUCAUGUGUUUGGAGUGUUCCGGAAAGCACAGGGGACUCGGUGUGCACAUCUCGUUCGUGCGAUCCGUUACGAUGGAUUCAUGGUCCGAAAUUCAGAUCCGGAAAAUGGAACUAGGCGGGAACGAUAAGUUAAAUCAGUUUCUGCACCAGUACGGUGUGGCAAAAGAGACUGAUAUAAUUGCUAAGUAUAAUACGAAAGCUGCUGGGGUUUAUAGGGAUAGGAUUCAAACCCUAGCUGAAGGUAAACCCUGGAGGGACCCACCUGUUGUUAAGGAGGUGUUGAAGGGGCCUGCGAGUAGUGGUGCUAGACUGCCGUUGAGUAGCAGUGGUGGCGGAGGUGGAGGAAGAAGCAAUGGUGGAUGGGAUAGUUGGGGGGAUAGCAAUGAUGAUGGUGGGUUUAAGGAUUUGAGGAGGAAUCAGACUGUGGGGGAUUUUAGGAGUGGUGGGAGUAGUGAUGGAGUACCAGCUAGGUCGAGAUCGACUGCGGAUAUUAGUAGGGAGCAGUAUGAGGCGUCAGCGGUGAAUAAAGAUAACUUUUUUGCGAGGAAAAUGGCAGAGAAUGAGUCGAGGCCUGAUGGGAUUCCGCCUUCUCAAGGUGGGAAAUAUGUGGGGUUUGGGUCAAGUCCUGCACCAAUGCCUAGGAAUAAUGUGAAUCAGCAAGGGGAUGUUUUUUCUGCUGUUACGCAGGGAUUUGGUAGGUUAUCUAUGAUAGCUGCCACGGCAGCUCAGUCAGCUGCAAAUGUGGUUCAAGUGGGGACAAAGGAGUUGACUACUAAGGUGAAGGAAGGAGGAUAUGAUACCAAGGUUAAUGAAACAGUCAAUGUUGUUACGGCAAAAACAAGUGAGAUUGGACAGAAGAGUUGGGGUAUCAUGAAAGGAGUCUUGGCUAUAGCUUCACAGAAGGUAGAGGAAUAUACCAAGGACAGUCCAACCUGGAAGAGUGAUAGCUGGCAACGAGGUGAAAGUGAAAAGAACGGCUAUUAUCAGGAUUUUAAUAAGGAUUCUAAAGGAUGGAAUGCUUCUGGAGGAGCCCAGUCCUCUGGGAGGAAUGUUAAUUCCGUUAGCUCUGGGUCGUGGGAUGAUUGGGACAACGAAGACAAAAGCAAAGUAGAUCAUCCUACAAAGGCAGCCGCAGCAUCCAGCAAGAACGAUGGCUGGGCUGGAUGGGAUGAUGGUCAGGAUGAUGGAUUUGAUAAUCACUACCAGAGUGCAUCCAAUAAUAAACAUGCUGCUGUUCAUACUGGAAAAUCAGAUUCGAAAUGGACUGGUGGUGGUUUCCUCUGACGGCAAUGCUGUUAUAACUCACCUUAGUAAUUUUUUUGUCCUUCUGGAUCCAAUUUUUUCCAUGUCUUAUUGGAAAGGAGUUGUGUCUGAAUAUAGUUGAUAUAUGUACCAUUUUCCAGCAGGUUGGGUUAAUUGCUCCUCUUGUAAAAGAAGAGCCAAAAGCAAACAUAAAUUAGACUCUUGUUGAGGACCAUUAUUUGGGGCUAAAAAACAUUUAGGUUACAUUUUGUGUUUGUAAAGACCAUUUUUUGUAUUGUCUAUUUUGUUCCGGUUUCUGUACUAUAUAUCGGAGAUUUUUGCUUA
Molecule: messenger RNA, 2039 nt
Organism: Capsicum annuum
Lineage: Eukaryota; Viridiplantae; Streptophyta; Magnoliopsida; Solanales; Solanaceae
Product: probable ADP-ribosylation factor GTPase-activating protein AGD6
Exons: 3
Coding region: 345-1736 (463 amino acids)
Biological process (GO): vesicle-mediated transport
Molecular function (GO): GTPase activator activity
Source: RefSeq, a predicted model, not a curated record